Daphnia pulex (common water flea) is the source of this 1538-nucleotide messenger RNA. Its product is annotated as trypsin alpha-4-like. Gene Ontology annotation, biological process: proteolysis. Bases 147 to 1313 code for a protein of 388 amino acids. The transcript has 7 exons. Gene Ontology annotation, molecular function: serine-type endopeptidase activity. The record is from RefSeq and is a predicted model, not a curated record. Lineage: Eukaryota; Metazoa; Arthropoda; Branchiopoda; Diplostraca; Daphniidae.
AAAGUCGAAUUACUGUUGGGAAAUAAUCGACGGCGAAAACUUGAACCUGAAAUCAAGUUCCAGCUGGCGGAUGAGUAUAAAAGAGCCGGGCCGAUCACAGGGCAAAUCAGCUUCUUCGUCCAGCAGCAGCACCAGCAGAAGCAACGAUGAAGUCAACGAUGUUAUUGGCGGUGUUGUCGUUAUUGGCUGUGGCUAAUAUUCGUGCUAAAAACAUUGGUACUCUUCGAGAGUUGCCCGACAUUACCUCAGCUUCGCUACCCGUGAGGCAAUGGCAUGCCCAGAACGGGCAGGGUGAGGCUAAUUUCGGCUAUGCUUACCCCGGCCAGGCUGCCAGCAACAUUCGCGAUUCUGAAGGUAACAUGGCCGGUUCUUGGGCUUUUGUCGACGCCGAUGGUAACCUGGUCCGCGCUACCUACACGGCUGGGCGAGAGCAAGGCUUCCUCGUCUCAUCCACCAACGAAGGGCCAGCAGUCGCUCCUAAAGCUCCUGCAUCCGAUCCGGACAAAGUGGCUCCCAUCAUUUCCGGUUGCAAUGCCGUAGGUCGUUCCACCCACCAAAACCCUAAAUUCCGGAUGGUAGGAAGUGUAGAAGCUGGCGUCAAUCAAUAUCCUUUCAUGGUGGGAUUGGCUCAAUACGACGGCGAAAAGGAAGCGUACGUCCACAUUUGCGGUGCGUCUCUAAUUACUCCGACAAAGAUCCUGACAGCCGCUCACUGCGUCACCGAGUACAAGUCUACCAAGCUCAUCAAAGCCAAGAAUUUCGAGGUCCGAUUUGGUAUGCACAAUCAGAAGACGUACGAAAACGACGCCGAGCAAACGCGCAGCGUCCGCAAAAUCAAAAUUCACGAGGACUACAACCCCAAAUCGGUGGAAAACGACGUGGCCAUUCUGACGCUGGACUCGGCCGUGGACUACACGGAGAACGUGUCGCCCAUUUGCCUGGUGCCCAAAUGUUUCAACGGUGACGAGAAAACGGUGACCGCCAUGGGCUGGGGACACCUGCAAUCUGACGGCGAGAAUUCCCACGUUCUCCGUCACGCCGACCUGUCGGUUGUCAACAACAACCGAUGCAAAGAAGAAGUGGAUGAUGGAGACCUGCCCGACAGUGCGCUGUGCGCCUAUGCCGAAGGACAAGACACUUGCCAAAGCGACAGUGGCGGUCCGCUGGUCCUUGAGUAUCCGGAAGACACGGAUUGCCCGUUCAAGCAGAUCGGCAUCGUCAGCUACGGAGACGGAUGCGCCGCGGGCACUCCCGGAGUCUACGCCAAAGUGGCGUCGUUCGUCCCUUGGAUAAAAGAAGUCGCCCAAUUAUAGGGUGAGAGCCACGCCCAAAAAUCAAUCACGCCCCCGACCGCUGACCCUGUAUAACUGGAAAGCCGCGUACGCGACUUGUGUUUGCUGGUUAUACUGUUGUUGUGCGAAUCCAAUCAGCAGUUUUUUAAUUAUUAUUAUUUUGAUCAAUGUAUUUAAUCAAAUUUGUUGACUUCCAUGUCGACUGAUGCGUCUUAUAUUCAAAUACAAUUGAACAUUUCAGCAGCA